AUGAACGGCACGGGAUUGGUCGGUUCCUCCCCCUCCCUCAGGCCAGCCAGACCCCCACUUGCUCUGUCUGACUGGCUGGGCCCCUCUAACCCGCCUCUCCCCAUGGCAGACGACGCGCCGUCGCUGCAGCAGCCCCUGACGGGGAACUCCUCGACGCCGCGAAAGAAGCGCGCAUGGUCCAUCGUGGAUUUCCUGGUGCAGUUCCGCUGGAUCCUCGUAAUCUUCGUCGUGCUGCCCGUCUCCUUCGCCUUCCAGUGCAACAAGGACUUCUGGGACUGGUGGUCGAACCGCAAGAGCUUCGCGCAGCGCGAGCGCGAGCACCAGGCCGCCGUGCAGAAGCUCGUUAAUCGCCUCAAAUCGCGCGACCGGCGCCGCGACGGGCUGGUGUGCACGUCGCGCAAGCCAUGGCUGUCGGUGUCGAUGCGCAACUCCGACUACAAACGUGUGCGGCGCUUCGAGGUCGACAUGAACGAGUUCUGCCAGAUCCUGGCCGUCGAUACCGUCAACCGCAUCGCGCGCUGCGAGCCGUACGUCGGCAUGGGGCAGCUGAGCGCCGUGACCGUGCCGCUGGGAUACGCGUUAGAAGUGGUCCCGGAACUGGAUGAUCUCACCGUGGGCGGGCUGAUCAACGGCUACGGCAUCGAGGGCUCGUCGCACAUCUACGGCCUCUUUCAGCCAACUCGGAAUGAUUCUCAACUCCCCUUCCGCCGCCCUCCGCGUCGCUUCCACCUUCCCCGCAGGACACGGUGGAGGCGUACGAGAUUGUGCUGGCGGACGGCACGCUGGUGCCUUGCAAGUCAGCUGAGAAUUCCCCUCCCUCCUUUUCCCCGCCCUUCUGCCCUCCCCCUCCCCCCUCCCCCCUUUCCUCCUCCGCGCCGCGUCGCUUCCAACUCCCCGCAGGACACGGUGGAUGCGUACGAGAUCGUGCUGGCGGACGGCACGCUGGUGCGCGCGACGCGCGACAACGAGCACGCGGAUCUCUUCUACGCGAUCCCGUGGUCGCAGGGCACGCUGGGGCUGCUCGUCGCCGCGGAGAUCCGACUCAUCCCCGUUAAAGAGUUCAUGCGCGUUACGUACACCCCCGUUAGAGGCACGCUGCGCGAAAUGACCCAGGCGUAUAUCGACUCGUUCUGCCCGCGCGACGGGGACCAGGAUAAUCCGGAUAAGGUUCCGGAUUUCGUGGAAGGGAUGGUGUACACGCGGUCCGAGGGGGUCAUGAUGACCGGGAGAAGAGGGGAAGGUGAUUGCGGUCAGAGUGCGUUGGUGCUGGUGCCGCUUUAUAAGGUGGCGGACGCGCUCGAACUGAACGAGCGGGAGUUCGAGGUGUAUCCCAUAUGGCUGUGUCCCCACCGUCUCUUCAAGCACCCCAUGCGCCAGAUGAUCAACCCCCAGCCGGGCUUCGCAUCAACCUGCACCAGACACCCUUUCCUCUCCAUUCCCCUCUUCGCCCCUCCCCGCAUCAUUCCCCCAAGUGUGUACCCCAUAUGGCUGUGCCCGCACCGCCUCUUCAACCACCCCAUGCGGCAGAUGAUCAACCCCGAGCCGGGCUUCUGGGACCACAGGCGGCAGGGCGACACGGCAGCGGCACAAAUGUUCACAGACAUCGGCCUCUACUAUGCGCCGGGGGCUGUGAUGAGAGGAGAGGAGUUUGACGGAGUGGCGGCGGUUCAGCGCAUGGAGAAGUGGCUUAUCGAAAACGCGUCCUUCCAGGCUCUCUAUGCGGUGACAGAGCUGAACGAGAGGGACUUCUGGCGCAUGUUUGAUGCCUCCCUUUAUGCUGCCUGUCGGGAGAAGUACCAAGCAGUGGGCACGUUCAUGAGCGUGUACUACAAGUCGAAGAAGGGGCGCAAGACAGAGGCGGAGGUGAUGCAGGAGGAGCGGAAAGAGAAGGAAAGGGUGGGAGGGAAUGCGUGUGGGGCAGUGGGCACGUUCAAGAACGUGGCCUGCAAGUCGAGGAAGGGGCUGGGAUGGAACGCACGUUAUGCAGUGGGCACGUUCAUGAGUGUGUAUUACAAUUCGAAGAAGGGGCGCAAGACAGAGGCGGAGGUGAUGCAGGAGGAACGGAAAGAGAAGGAAAGGGUGGGAGGGAAUGCGUGUGGGGCAGUGGGCACGUUCAAGAACGUGGCCUGCAAGUCGAGGAAGGGGUUGGGAUGGAGCGAGUGCAAUGCAGUGGGCAUGUUUAUGGGCAUGGCUUGUAAGUCGAAGAAGGGGCGCAAGACAGAGGCGGAGGUGAUGCAGGAGGAGCGGAAGGAGAAGGAAGUUGCCAUUGCCGAGUCUGCUUAG
Molecule: messenger RNA, 2283 nt
Organism: Closterium sp. Naga37s-1
Lineage: Eukaryota; Viridiplantae; Streptophyta; Zygnematophyceae; Desmidiales; Closteriaceae
Source: the annotation of a GenBank genome assembly